ACCUCCUCACACUUCUCAGUUCCCCUCGUACUCUCCUCUUCUCGGUUGCCGAAUGGAAGUCUCUCGGUGGAGCCAAUGCUACGCCGUCUUCUCCCAUAUGAAGAAGAACACCUCUGCUCCCUUGCUAGCCAAGAAAUCCAAAUACUCUGGCCAAUCAAUUAGAGCAAUUCCGAUUCGAAUAUUGACGGUGGGCAAGAGGAGGUCUCCAGGGGUGCAGCUUUUGGUCGAGGAGUACAUGGAGAAGCUCAGGUACUAUUGCAGCGUCGAGGAUGUCCAUGUAAAGUCUAAUCCAAAAAGUAGCAGCAAUGUGAAAGCUCAGAUUGAUGCAGAAGACAUGGUCAUUAUGCAACAGAUCAGACAUGAAGAUUGGGUUGUUGUGUUGGAUGAGCAUGGACUAGAUGUCGGAUCUGAGCAGUUAGCUGAUUUAUUGGGUGAUGCAGGAAGAACAGGUUCAACAAGACUUGCCUUUUGCAUUGGCGGCCCAUAUGGUCAUGGACCACAGUUGCGGAAUCGUGCUGAUGUAACGAUUCGAUUAUCUUCAAUGGUGUUGAAUCACCAGAUUGCUUUAAUUGUGUUGUUGGAGCAACUUUAUAGAUCAUGGACUAUCAUCAAAGGCCAGAAGUACCAUCAUUAGGAUGACUUAUCAGUCUUCUCAAUUUCGUGGCAAUUUCCUGGUAAUGUUGCAGUAUGCUAAGAUUACAAGUUUUGCUUGUUGACUUUAUAGGUGAGAUAUGUUAGUCCAUUUUAUUCUUGCCCAUGUUUCCCUGUUGUAUCUACAACCUCAAGUUUCCAAACCUUUAAUGUUUCAUAUUUGAUUCAAACUUCUGCAUUUGGUGCAGCCUGCAAUCAGGCAUAUAAAAACGAGUGUAAUCUCCUCGAGCUCAUCUAUUUCUUUGCAGAGUGAGCAUCAAUCGACCUGUUGAAGCUGGCUUUUUAAUUAUCCAGAAAAAAAGCUGUCCAUAAAGCAUCCACCCAACAUGAGAUGUGUAGUAAUUCAGAGGACUCGAUGAUGCCACCACUUCCACCUGCAAAUCCCAGACUGAUCAUGGAGUUCACACAGGACAGGAUGAGUUGCUCUGCAACAAUCACAUACAUGGGAUUAUUUUCCUAUCACGGUCGUGCCAUCCUUGUAGCAUGGACCUGUUAAAUUGUAUCUGAAGAAUUGGUUUUUGUAGGUCAUCUCGUUGCUUCCUGAUUGUGUUAUAUACAUGUGGAGGUAUUUGUUUUGAUGUAAAGCGAACAAAAUGCUCAUUAGGUUACUCUAAUCUAUACUACUUGUGAGGCUGUCACUGAUCGUUCUGUUAAAAAGUAACAAGUUGGAGCUUAUGGCA
This is a messenger RNA of Musa acuminata AAA Group (dessert banana), 1331 nucleotides long. Its product is annotated as putative RNA methyltransferase At5g10620. The record is from RefSeq and is a predicted model, not a curated record. The coding region runs from base 53 to 634 and encodes 193 amino acids. Gene Ontology annotation, biological process: rRNA processing. Gene Ontology annotation, molecular function: methyltransferase activity. NCBI's taxonomy places the organism in Eukaryota, Viridiplantae, Streptophyta, Magnoliopsida, Zingiberales, Musaceae. The transcript is spliced from 7 exons.